UGAUCACUAUUAUUCAUUCGUUGAUUAUACGUUGCAUGUAAGGCAAUCUCACUGAAGAUUCUGUAUUAGAACAAGCAAAUUGCUAAAAAAAUAUGACACAAAAUUCCAUAGAUCAAUCGAAAGAUUGGUUAAUCAGUCUGGCAAAAAAUCUCAACUAUCGUGUCGCUCAAGAAAAUGGUCAACGUAUUUUCGGUCCGCCAUUAGAUUGGAAUGAAGAAUCGGUAAUAUCGGAAAAAGGUACCGAAGUUUUUAUCGGUAGAAUUCCAAGCGAUUGCUUUGAAAAUGAAUUGAUUCCGUUGUUUGAAAAGCCAGGCCGUAUUUAUAAGAUGAGAUUGAUGAUUGAUUUUUCGAGAAAAAAUCGUGGUUACGGAUUUGUUCAAUAUUUUAAUAAAGAAGAUGCACAACGAGCUGUAAAAAUGCUGAAUCGCUUUGAAAUUCGUAAACGAUGGCCAAUCGGUGUCAUGCUUUCGCGAAACAACAAUCGUUUGUUCUUUGGUAAUCUUCCCAAUAACAUAACCAAACAAGAAAUGAUUGAUGAAGUUGCCAAACAUACUUCUGGGAUUAUUAAUGCUAUCUAUUAUGGUGGUCCUACUCGAACAAACGGAUUUGGUUUUGUCGAAUAUGAGAAUCAUAAAAUGACCGCUUUGGCUCGACGAAAAUUUUUUCCUGGUUCCAUUCUAUUAUUUGAUCGUCAACCAAAAGUUGAUUGGGCCAAAUCUGAAGAGGAAUUUGAAGAUGAUUUUGUUUCAAAUAAUACAGUCCUUUAUGUACGUUUCAUUAAACUGGAUGUAACAGAAAAAGAACUCAAGGAAUUUUUCUCACUCAUUCACGAUGGCCAAACUUUACUCAAUGUAAAUCGUGUCAAAAAGAUUAGAAAUUUCGCCUUUAUCCAUUACGAAAGUCAUAAAGACGCUCAAAUGGCUCAUGACUAUUUUCAGAAAAUUGAUCUAGGACAAACAAUUUUAAACGAUAUCGAUCAAGAAUUGGAGAUUAAAUGGGCUAAAAAUAAAUCAAUCCAUUCUCUAUCAGUAUCAUCAAUCAAUUGUAUGCGAUCAUCGAAAACCAAAGAACACUCGUCACAAACACCAAGAAAUUAUCACGAAUCUUAUCGAAAAAGUUUUGAUGAAUUUCAUAAUUAUCAUGGAAAUGGUGAUAGACGACAUUUUUUAAACUGUAAUGGUGAUUCAACUUCAAUCAAC
Messenger RNA from Dermatophagoides pteronyssinus (European house dust mite), 1199 nucleotides. Its product is annotated as RNA-binding protein 47-like. Gene Ontology annotation, molecular function: RNA binding. The record is from RefSeq and is a predicted model, not a curated record. Lineage: Eukaryota; Metazoa; Arthropoda; Arachnida; Sarcoptiformes; Pyroglyphidae.